This is a messenger RNA of Recurvomyces mirabilis, 1479 nucleotides long. RefSeq names its product mRNA splicing protein (gene SLU7). The record is from RefSeq and is a predicted model, not a curated record. NCBI's taxonomy places the organism in Eukaryota, Fungi, Ascomycota, Dothideomycetes, Mycosphaerellales, Teratosphaeriaceae. Gene Ontology annotation, biological process: mRNA splicing, via spliceosome. Gene Ontology annotation, molecular function: pre-mRNA 3'-splice site binding. The transcript is spliced from 2 exons. The coding region runs from base 1 to 1479 and encodes 492 amino acids. Gene Ontology annotation, cellular component: spliceosomal complex.
AUGUCUCGCCCAGGCGGCAGCAAGAACGCCACCGGUGCCAACAAGAUCAAGCCCGCCGAAGCUGGCAAAAGCAACGAGCGCAACGAAUACAUCCCUUCCUUCAUCGCCAAGAAACCCUUCUACAUCGCCGACGACCUCCAAACCGACAGCGACUACCUCGAGCAUCAGCGUUUACAAUCAGAGAAGAACAGCGAUCCCCUCGCCACAUCAAAAUGGUACGACCGUGGCUCCACGACGGGUGUGAAAGCCACCAAAUACCGCAAAGGCGCUUGCGAGAAUUGCGGCAGCAUGAAUCACAAGGAGAAGGAUUGUCUACAGCGGAAACGGAAGAAGGGGGCGAAGUGGACAGGCAGAGAUAUAGCGGCGGACGAGAAGGUGGAGGAGGUGAGGUUGGGGUGGGAUGCGAAGCGAGAUCGGUGGAAUGGGUAUGAAGCGAAAGAGUAUCAGGAGGUUGUGAAGGAUUAUGAGGCGGUGGAGGAGAUGAGGAAACUCAUCCACAAGGCUGAGGAUGGCGAGGAUGACGAGGGCGAUGAGGAAGGAGCAAAGUACGAGGCUGAGACGGAUAUGGGACGCAAGCAGGCCACAUCAACAAGAAACCUGCGAUUAAGGGAAGACACUGCAAAGUAUCUGCUUAAUCUGGACCUCGACAGCGCCAAGUACGAUCCGAAGACACGAUCAAUGCAAGACACAGCAACCAGCACAAACGAACUCAUUGCUGAAGAUGGUUUCCAGAAGGCUUCAGGCGACGCCACGGAAUUCGAGAAUGCGCAACGAUAUGCCUGGGAGACGCAGGAGAGAGGUGAUGCCGAUCGAAUACAUCUCCAAGCCAACCCUACGGAAGCCCAACUUACUCGAAAACGGAAAGCAGAGGAGGAUUUGCAGAAACAGGACGAGAGGAAGAAGAUGCUGAUGGAUAAAUAUGGUGGGCAGGAAGUUGUGCAGAAGAAGCCCGUCGGAGCAGAGGUGGUGGGGAGUGAGAAGUAUGUCGAGUACGAUGAGCGUGGACGAAUCAAGGGGGAGCCGGAGAAGAGUGAGAAGAGUAUGUAUGCCGAGGAUGUCCUCGUCAACAACCAUACCAGCGUAUUUGGAUCAUGGUGGAGAGAUUUCAAGUGGGGCACAGUCAAGAAUUCCUUCUGUACUGGUGAUGAAGGAAGGCAAGCUGCUGAGCAGGCAGAGGCGUUCAGUAAAGGUCUGGCAUUACCUAGUGCGGAGGAUGUCGGGAAUGCUGAGGAGGUACCUGACGAGGAGCAAAGGAACGAUGGCGGGGAGGCUGAGCGGAGUACGGAGAAGCACGUAAGCCACAUUCCAAACGCGCCUGAUCGACCGGAGAAACAGAGUAUGGAUGAGAGUCGAAGACGACUAAUGGAAUUGAGCUCGGGUGUGGAUGAAAAGGAGAUGGAACGGUAUCAACGGGAACGAACGAGUAAUAAUGAUCCCAUGGCUGCAUUACUCGGGAAGGACGAGUUGGUUGGCGGUUGA